Molecule: messenger RNA, 802 nt
Organism: Radiomyces spectabilis
Lineage: Eukaryota; Fungi; Mucoromycota; Mucoromycetes; Mucorales; Radiomycetaceae
Exons: 4
Coding region: 44-679 (211 amino acids)
Source: RefSeq, a predicted model, not a curated record
UAUUUCUUCCUUUUAUCUGACACUCUUUUAUUCCUUUUGAAAUAUGUUAAACAAGUGUUGUUUGUGUAUUGAUUUAAGAACGGCAACUUUGCUGCUAGCUAUUCUGGGUGCAUUCACCCAUCUGUAUGGUGGGCUUAUGCUUACUGCCAUUUCCGAUGAAUUCGAUAGCGAAGACUUUGGUGCCGUGUUUUCCUUGACUGUAUACUCCUUCCUUUCCGGCAUUGCAUGCAUUGUUGGCGCUGUCGGUGUGUUCAAGAAUGAUGUGAAACGUCUUCGUAUCUUCUCUGCCUACUAUUGGGCCGAUCUUGUAUUGCAUACGGUAUUUGCUGUCGCUAGUGCUGUUCUUUUGUUCAGCCUCGACAGUGAAGUUUGCUCGGAAUUGGCAAGCGAAGCCGAAGAACCGUUCGAUAUGGAACUGUGCGAAUCGGUCUAUGUCAAGAGCGCCUGGGUGGUGGUUCUUACCAUGGCCAUCAAUAUGUUGCUGAAGCUUCACUAUGCUUUUGCCAUUCGUGCGUACACUGUGCGGGUCCAACAACAAGACCAAUCCGAUGUGGCUGUUGUCGGCAUCGUAGCUGCGCCUCCCGCCUACACCCCCGUUCCCGCCAUGGAAAAGGAUCAACCCAUCUAUGUCGCUGGACAAGAAUAUAUUCCUGAUGAGAAGAAGCAGUCUAUCGUUUAAAAAAUUCGGCAUGGUUAUUGUUGAAUAAAAUUAUCGAAUCGACGUUGUAUAUCUCCAGAUCUCCGUUCCAUGCCAAAACUAUACUUUGUUCAUGGAUGGCUCAAUGGCCCAAAAUUGUGAGAU